Molecule: messenger RNA, 1105 nt
Organism: Drosophila elegans
Lineage: Eukaryota; Metazoa; Arthropoda; Insecta; Diptera; Drosophilidae
Product: homeobox protein abdominal-A homolog
Exons: 5
Coding region: 743-1105 (120 amino acids)
Source: RefSeq, a predicted model, not a curated record
CGAACGAAAAAGUCGAAUACGACGCUGCGUUUCUUUGCGUGUUGGUUUUCCCUAUCCUCAAUCCAAAUCUCUCAAUUCGUGUCCGCGCUACUGAAAACUGAAAACCCAAAGAAGCAGCAAUAUCACUCGGAGCAGCAGCAGCAGCAGCAGCAAUAGCUACAGCAGCAACAUCACUUGCAGUAGCGGUAGCGGCAGCAGCAGCAGCAACAAAAUCAAAACACGUUUUACACCCGCACAUUGAAACGUAUUUUUCACAUAAACAAGGAUUUAGUUCCCAACCAAAAACCAUACAAAUUGGUUUUAAUUUCCAUAAAUAUUUGUGCUUGUGUUUUUGAAUGAAAGUGUGUAACCAAAAAUAAGGAAAUUUCCCUUAUAAAUAUUAAUGUGUUUUAUUGAAUAUUUGUGUCUUUUACUUUGAAGCCGGUUUCGUUUUUGUGUCGAUAUUUUGCAUUGUUAAUUACAAUUUACGUUCAUCAAGUGGAAACAAUCACAACAGAUUGAAAGACAAUUUCAAAAUAAGGAAAACAUCGGAACUUGACAAAAAAAGCUUCUGAAUUGGUUUUGCCGCAUCUCAACGUGUUUGUUUGGUGGUAAUGUGAUCGGCGAUUUUCGGGAGCAAUUAGAAGACCAAAUAAAAGGACAAAGAACUGGGAGGAGAGCAGCUUACCCACUGGAAAAGUGAAGGCUGAAAAAAGGACCAUUCGCACACUGUGGCCAGCGGAGGAGGAGGAAAUCGAACCGAAUGCAGUAUCUCAACUACGCUCUGCAGACAUCCACGCGACUGCUGACGUACCAGGGCCCGAACCAGGAUCUCUAUCCUGACCAGACCGGACUAGCAUCCGCCCACGAGGAGGACAUCAAGCACGCCUGCUGCAGUCGCGGCGCCCAGCUGCUCAGAUUGCGCCACCGGGAGCUGGCCAAGCGACGUGCUCUCGAGGAUCAGAUCAACGCCAACCAGGAGGAGGAGGAGGAGGAGGCAGAGGACCAGGAGCAGCAGCAGCAGCAGCAGCAGCAGCAGCAGCAGCAGGAGGAUCUGCAGGAAGAGUUGGACAGCGAGCAGGGAGCCGUCGGCGGGGAGCAACUGCAUCCGCAGCCAGUCCAAUGA